GGAGGAGGAGGAGAGGGAAGAGGAGGGCGCGCUUAUCCGCCGCGCAAGGUGCUGCAGCGCCUGGAGCCGAAGACGGAGAGCGGGCGCAACAAAAGCGGCGAGACGAAACAUCCUAGCCGAAGCGCUCCAGAUCAAGUUGUACCCUUUGAUCACACAAGAAAUGCUUCUUUGCCGUUACCUGCAGCCUUCCCCAGAGAGAACAGCAGAGGAGAAAUAAUUAAAGCAUGAAGAAAAUCAAGCAUCUCAAAACAAGCCCUCCUAGGCUCGGAGAGGACGAGGUGUUCUCCAUCCACACAUGCUCUCAUAGUGGAGAUGUGCCUGCCCGUUGAUGUGAGUACCCAGAUAGCACACCCCUGCUGUCUGUGGCUAGGACUCCUGAACAGCGCCUGAGCAGUCCGACAACUCCUUCCUCCUCUUGCCCUCUUCCUUCAAAAAGCAUCAGCCUGUUAGAUUGUCCGCGCCGAUUUGCUAUGACAUACAUCAGCGUUGAUGAGAGGCAGGAACACUGUCGGGUAAUUUUGAGCUGCCAGAAUAAUCAGCUGUACGCACAACAUGGCUUAAAGGAUUUCUCAGUUAGCAGCAUGCAUCGACUGAAGAACUUGGACGCUCGCAUUUUUACUGGGGACUUUAAUCCUGUGAGCAAAGCAGACAGCAAUGUAGGGACACAUCUGUAUCGAAGUGUGGAGAAUCUACACUGGGCCACGGGGGCUGAUCCGCAUUGCCAUCCCCGCUAUGGAAAUGUAGACAAAGAAUUUGUUGUCCAUUACAAAGGCACAGCUCAUUGGUCGAAGUGUUCUGCGGAAGGUACUCCAUCUCCCAGCUCACCUGAAUGUUGCCGACACUUCCCUCUCACAUUGGACAGAAUUCCACCUGCAGCGCGAGACAUCACCCUUCCUCCUUGUGCCAAAGUGCCUCCAUGGCUUUUCUCCUCCGUCGACGGGGAUGCCAAAAAAACCCUGAAGGAAAAACUUAGAAUUCACAGUAGUAAAGCUGCAGAGAUUUGCAAGCCUCUCAGACCUCAGGUUUCCUUGAAUGACCUGGUUCCAAGGGAAUGCUCUGAAUGCCGGGCAUGCCAGCAAUAUAAGAACGGUUGUUCGGUGAACUGUUGCACCAUAUUUGUGCAGCAUGCCACCCUCACUCACGGGCCAUGGACAGCUCUGGGAAGUCAUCGGCCUUGCUUUUCUCGACGACUAACAAACCCAGAAGACAUCAAGCAAGAAGCUCGGAGAAGAUUGCAGAUCAGGAGACAGAACAGCUCGCCCAACUUGACACUCCAUUGUGCCAGUGAUGGCCAGGACAUGGUCAAGUCCCAAACGACUGGAUCCUUAAAGGGAUAUGAGGGGGAAGGAGACACCAAAAGGAUUUUGGAGCUGAGCAAAAAAGGGGACUUCAAAGACAGACUCUACAUUCCAACUUUUGAAGAGUUCAAGAGGAUGAGAAUCAAGGAGACGUGUUUUCUCGGUGGCAGCAGUGAAGUGACAAAAGAUGUGAAGGAAGGAACCCAAAAGUUGGAAGAAAAAAGAAACCAGAACCCUUGUUCAGGUGCCCAGCAAGUUCUUGCCAAAGAAACGGUUGCAACGAUAGAUGAUUAUGAUGAUGUGUUUCAUGAAAAUACCCAGAGCACUUCUGGCUUUGUUGGCUAUCAAGAUAAUUCAUCCACAUGGGACAGGAGCUUCUGCCUGAUGAACAUGCCUAUGGCUAGGGACAAGCACUAUGAGGUGCCAACUUCAGAUAGAAUCCCAGUCCCCAUUUGUUCAAGUCCAAUUCCAAGACCACCUCUACAAUCUGCUGCAGCCCUUAGGGAGGAGGGAGGGAAAACCUUUGCUGAAGGGGAGACUCAGGGAUUGAAUGCAAGACAACUAAGCGAAGUCCUUCACCAUGCUGGACAGCCAGUGGUGCCUGAAAAUCAGUCUUCUUGCUGCCCAUUGCUAAUAGAAGCAACAGAUAUAUCCAGCUAUGGAGCUAAGCUGCAGAAAAUGAAGGAUGAAUUUAUAGGCUCUGCCCUGGACCUCAUUAAGAAGAGCUGCAGUGGUGAAGCUAGCCCAGAGCCCACCUCCAAAGGAUUGUGUGAAUUUAAGAAGGAUGACCUCACUUUUGUGGAGGACUCUCAUCAACCCACUAGCUCCAGCCCCAACUGCCGCAGAUCCAGUUCUGACAUCUCCUACGAAACUUCGGACUGCACCAAAGCUCAACGGGAGUGUCGGCUGCGGCCUCAUUUCAGUGAUCCGAUGCCAACAGAUGCUGUGAAGAGGAAACAACUGGAGCUGAAGAUCGCUGCAGCAGCACGGCAGCAUGCCCAGAAGCGCCGGCAAGAGAGAGACUCCAGCCCAGUGCUGACGAAAGCCAACCUCAACUGCAGCAGCAACAUUGAUGAGAACCAUGGCAUUCUGGGCGGCUCCUUUCGUUCCAAACACCGCUGGAGCAACGUCAGCAGUCUCAGCGCCGACAGUGGCAUUGUGGGCGGGAGUGACGAGAGGGACAGUGCCGAUGCCAUCAGUGGAGGGGCACCAAGAAUGAGGUCAGCUGAGAUGGAGCGGGCGGACAGCGGCAUCAGCCAGGUGCUGAGUAGGAAGUGGAGGAGCAAGGCGUCAGAGACGCUGGCAUCUCUGCAGGCAUGGGAGGCCCACCAGCCUUGCACUGACUGUGGGGGGAGACACUUCCCGAUGGAGACGGAUGUCCAGAACCAGAACAAGAGGCGGGCCGUCCUCUGCGAGAAGUGCCUGAAGUGUCGGACGGAGAGGAAGGAGUCAGUGCUGGAGUUUGUCAACACUGAAACCAGCUACGGGGAGGACCUGCGCAUCAUCAAGGAAGAAUUCUAUCUCCCCAUGCAAGCUGCUGGCCUGCUAACACAGGACCAGCUGCUGGUGGUUUUCAGCAACAUACAGGAGCUUAUUGACCUCAACGAAAACUUCCUGGAGUACCUUCAGGAAGAGAUUGAGCAGGCCUUUGAGCAGGGUGAUGAUGACCUCAUGACUGUGUGCAUCGGUGAAAUAUUCCUGGAAUUUGUCAAUAUGCUGCCUGCCUUCCAGACGUACUGCCUCCAGCAGUCAUCUUCAGUGAACAUGCUCAAUGCACUGGAAAAAGAGAAGGAGUUACUCAGGAUUUUCCUCAAUGUUUCCCAGAACGACAACACAGCGCUUCGCCGCAUGAAUCUGCGGUCCUUCCUCAUGGCUCCACUGCAGAGAGUCACCAAGUACCCACUUCUGCUGAGCCGCAUCAUCAAAGCCACCACUGAGUACCACCCAGAUCACAGCAGCCUGAGGGAGGCCAAAAGCCGCAUUGAGUCCCACCUGGAGCACAUAAACAUGAAGACCAAGCAGGAAGGGAACUCGUGGACUCUGCGUUCCUUCCGCCAGGACAGCAAGAAGAACAGGGAGGUCAUUAACAUUGAAAUGAGGGAAACCGCUAUCAAGACUGUGGGCUGGCUGCGGGAAGAAACCCGCUUUGUGAUGGAAGGGCCCCUGCAGCUGGCCCAGCCUCCUGAUGGGCAGUGGGUCAAAAAGGGCAGCAAGACCUUAAAAUUCCAGAACAUGCAAGUGCUCCUCAUGGUCAACAUCAGGCGCGCCUCCGAGUCUAGCUUUGAACCCGGAGAGCCAGGGCCUGUGAAAGAUGCAGUAUUGGUACUGAUUAGGGACAAAAACAAUGGGAAGUUCAGCUUGCUCAGGGAGCCCUUGAGACUCAGCAACUGUGUGGUCUCUGUGGAUCCCGACUGCGACGACACGUUUGAACUCCUUGAGAUCAGGCGGGAGUCUUAUGUGUUCCGAGAUGGAGACAAGGCACGGACUCACCACUGGUUCAGGCAGAUACGCAGGUACUCUCGGGAGCUGGGCUCCUGGAAGAAGCGGCGCAACGCCUUGCCCAACAUCAUGAUAAGCGCAUCGCACAAUAGGUCAUGAAAGGAUCGCUGACUGCGAAAUGACUUGGCUAAGUAAGCUCAGAUAUUUCCCCACGACCUGCUUUGGGUUGAAGAUCUCCUUUUCAACAAAAAUUGCACCAAGGAUGAACUUCACCUGGCCAAUUAGCAUUGGAGCUAUCCAUAACAAUGUCAUUUUCUACUGAGAAUUCAUUUGUGACGAGUACCACUUAAAUAAGUGUUUCUCAAAUUGAAGGAGAAAAUGUGCCCCGUUUUUAAGCUUGUUAGAUCUUCCAUACAACCCAACUUAGAAACCUCAUUGGGUGUAGCUACCUGGCUCCUACAACCUUUAUGUCUGCUUUGCUCCCAACUGUGUGGUUCCUACACACACAGUUGCUCCCCUACCUCCGCUCCUCCUCUUCUCAGCUGCUCCACAGCCCAUGGUCCAGGUAACCCACAGCAGUCUGUGACUGACCAUUCCACCCUUCACUUUCAGCAAAUCCAUGAGGUAGACACUCAGCUUGUGGGAAAUCUUGAACCUCUUUAUAGACCUACUUAUCAAUAAGACAUACAAAAUGCUACCCCCUCUCUUGUAGGUGCCCCACAAAUCCACAUUCCCCAUUUUGAGAGGCAUCGCCUUAUGAGGUGAUAAAGUGAGGGCCCCGUGGAACAAGAACUGUCAAAAGGAGGCUGUCCUUUUUAGAGGAGAUUGGUGGCCAACCUUCUGCUUAGUGUAACUGACUGAGCUGGUAGAGAAAAGGAAGAGUGUUGUUAGUUUGAAGACUGCCUGUUAAGUGUGGAGUGAGAGUUAAGCAUGAGCUGUAGGAACAUAAGGAGUUAAUCUGGCUAGCCAAAAUAAUCACUUCAGCACAACUUGGCCUAAGGAGAAAUCAGUGGAGGCUCUUAAGUGGUAAGAGAAGUGAGAUCUAGAUUCUGGGUAAUGGGAAUCUUUUGCACAUUUUGUAAAUAGGCAUAAUAGAGAAGACAACAAAAUGUGUGUUGUCUAUCUGAGGGGCAGGGCGGGCCCUUCAGAUUUGUGGCCUACUUGGGAUGUCUUCCUCUAUGGUAAUUAGGGGUUAUUGGCACCAGAUCAUGAGGAGCAGGUCUCUAGAGAGAAAAUAUUGAGCUAAUAUUGUUAAUAAUGUGGGGAUCAGAUAAGAGUGUGAGAUGUCUGACACUGCAUGAUUGUGCUGGGAAAAUGGAAUUUUGACCAUAUAUGAUAGACUGGUUUCAUUGUGCAUAUAUUAUAACAGCAUUAGGCAACAUCCAGUCAAAUUUAGAGCAGUAUUAACACAAUAAAGGAGAAUGUUUAGACAGUAUAAUUAGCCUCAUUUCAGCUUGCUCUCCCAGGAAACAUUUAAUUCAUUCAUCUUUUGUUAGCUUAUCAGUUUUCUACUUCUACCCUCAUGCCCAUGUAGGAACCAGUUUACCGAGUUUUACUUUGCACUGAAUGCAUGUAACAUGUAAAUGGAAAAGGAAGCCGAAAUAUAUUCAAAGUUCACUCACAAACAUUCCAGAAUACCUGUAUAAUCCUGUGGAUAAGCAAUACUCUCUCCCUUUACAGAUCACUGGAUUUGUUUGUAAAUGGUUAAAAACCCAUUGUAGAAAUCCAAGGAAUGUCUUAACAUCAGAAAUCUUUCUGAAAUAUGCUUCUGUUAAUAAGGCUCAAUUACCUCUUCUAGUUUGUGAUUAUUUAAAUGAUGUAAUCUAGUGUAUUUCAAAAUUUUAAUUGAAAAGGAAUCCGUUACAUUAUUGUAGAUUAACAUAAAAUGUUUUAAUAAUUAUGUUUCCUUGCACUUUAAUUAACUCCUCUUUUUGUUUUCCAUACCAGAUCACACCUAUC
This is a messenger RNA of Zootoca vivipara (common lizard), 5696 nucleotides long. RefSeq lists its product as uncharacterized. Gene Ontology annotation, molecular function: guanyl-nucleotide exchange factor activity. Gene Ontology annotation, biological process: positive regulation of Rho protein signal transduction. Lineage: Eukaryota; Metazoa; Chordata; Lepidosauria; Squamata; Lacertidae. The record is from RefSeq and is a predicted model, not a curated record.